Molecule: messenger RNA, 402 nt
Organism: Brugia malayi
Lineage: Eukaryota; Metazoa; Nematoda; Chromadorea; Rhabditida; Onchocercidae
Exons: 3
Coding region: 1-402 (133 amino acids)
Biological process (GO): proton motive force-driven ATP synthesis
Molecular function (GO): proton transmembrane transporter activity
Source: RefSeq, a predicted model, not a curated record
AUGUCAAAACACAUAGGUCUCAUCGAAAAACUGGCAAAUGCUGCGGGCUACUUGUACCGUUAUCAGCUGACUCAGCUUCCACGAAGAAAAGUAUUGUGGAAAGAUUGUUGGCAUAAGGAAUUAAAACCACCAACGUUGGAAGAUUGGCCUACUAUAAAGAAAGAUUUCAAGCAAAUGAUGGAUGCCAUUACAAGCAGAUCAUAUAUUCAGUGGACCGUCAUGGAUACACUAGUGCGAACAUGUAUUGCAGUGGAAAUAAUUUGUUGGUUUUUUGUUGGUGAAGCUAUUGGACGUCGUUCGUUUGCUGGAUACAUUGUUCCAGCAAACUAUGUUGACAAAAAGCUGACCAACAUGAUGAAGCAUCACAAAGAUAACACUUGUGAUAUUCCUCCAAAAGCUUGA